AUGAAAAAGCUAAUAGAGCAAGAAUUAGAUAGGCUAAACCGUCUAGGACACAUUAUACCGGUAGAAGUUAGCGAAUGGGCUACACCCAUCGUACCGAUAGUAAAGAAAAACGGAACGGUCAGAAUAUGUGGCGAUUUUAAAUUAACAUUGAACCCGAGCGUUAUCGUUAAUAAAAAUCCGUUGCCGCGUAUCGAAGAUAUUUUUGCUGCGAUGCAAGGUGGCGAAAAAUUCUCCGAACUCGAUAUGCCGCACGCGUAUAUGCAAAUACCGGUAAAAAAAGAGUGUCAACAGUUUUUAACAAUAACAACGCACCAAGGAUUAUAUAGAUAUACGAAAAUGCCAGAAGGAGUUUCGACCUGCCCGGGUGAAUUUCAAGGUAUUAUGGAAAAUAUUAUAAGAGGUAUUCCGAAUACGAUUUCGUACCUGGAUAAUAUUUACGUAACAGGUAGUAAUGAUAUCGAGCAUUUAGCAAAUUUAAAAGAAGUUUGUAAAAGAAUGGAAAACGCCGGUUUAAGAAUUAACAAAGAAAAAUGUAAUUUCAUGAAAGAUAAAAUUGAUAUCCUAGGGCAUGUUAUCGACAAAAAUGGUUUGCACAAGGCAUACUCUAAAGUGAAAGCGGUUUUAGAAGCGCCGCAGUCUGAAAAUAAAAAACAAAUACAAUCAUUCUUAGGAUUAGUAAAUUUUUAUGCAAAAUUUUUGCCAAAUCGUGCUAAUAAAUUAAAAAAUUUAUACGAAUGCGCCGGUAAAGAAAAAUUCGUAUGGUCAAAAAAAUGCGAGGAAGAGUUUAAGUGGGUAAAAAAAGAAAUAGUUUCACCAACUAUAUUAGCACAUUAUGAUCAAAAGAAAGAACUAAUUUUAGCAUGUGAUGCUUCGGUUUACGGUCUAUCAGCAGUGCUCUCGCAUAAAUUCGACGAUGGCACUGAACGUCCGAUUGCUUUUGCCUCAAAGAAAAUACCAGAAAAAGAAAAUAGCAGAGCGAUUAUAGACAAAGAGGCGGCAGCAAUCGUUUUCGGGUUUAAACGAUUCUAUGACUAUAUUUUCGGAAGAGAAAUUACGUUGAGAACAGACCACAAGCCUUUGAAAUUUAUUUUCGGCUCAAAAACAGGUAUCCCUCUUACAGCAGCUAACAGACUGCAAAGAUGGGCAUAUUUUCUAUCAGGUUUUAAAUAUAAUAUUGAGUAUAUUAAAUCACAACAAAACGGGAACUGUGAUGCCUUGUCAAGGUUACCGAUAGAAGACGAUACAGAUAUUUUUGAGAGUGAUUUUACGCCGCUAUGUUAUAUAGAAGAAGGUUUAGAAAAUGUAAAUAUUAAACUUGUAGCGAACGAAACCGAAAAAGCGGUAUUAUUAAAUAAAAUUAAAAAUUUUGUAAUCAAUGGUUGGCCAAAGAACACAGAUAUACUAUCGCAAGACGAAAAAAUAUUUUUCAAUAAACGUCUAGAAAUUUCGGUAGAUAAUGGUUGUCUUUUAUGGGGGCAUCGUUUAAUUAUACCGGAAGGAUUAAGACCGAAUAUCUUAAAGGAACUUCACAAAUCGCAUUUGGGAAUUGUGAAAAUUAAAACACUAGCAAGAUCGUAUAUCUGGUGGCCAGGCAUUGAUGCUGAUAUCGAAUUUAUGGUAAAUUCAUGUGUAACGUGUAUGCAAGACCGAAAGAAUCCGCCUAAAACACAGUUAACACCAUGGCCAUGGCCCGAAAAACCAUGGAGUAAAGUACAUCUAGAUUUUCUUGGCCCAUUUUAUAAUAAAAUGUUGCUAGUCGUGAUAGACGCGCACUCAAAAUGGCCAGAGAUUAUAGAUUUUAAGACGGACACAACUGCGGAAAAAUUAAUUUGUAGUAUGAGAAAAAUUUUUGCGAGACAUGGAUUACCGGAACAUAUCGUUUCCGAUAACGGUAGACAAUUUGUAAGCGAAAAAUUUAAAAAAUUUUUGUCAGAAUUAGGUAUUAAACAAUCUUUUUCUCCACCGUAUCAUCCAGCGACUAACGGUGCAGCUGAAAAUUUCGUCGGUAUUUUUAAAGACAAAAUAAAUAAAAUUGUAAAAGGAGGAAGAGGAUUGGAUGAAGCAAUAGAUAUUUUCCUGUUCGAUUACAGAAGUAUCUCGCACUGCACUACAGGCAAAAGCCCUGCAUUUUUAAUGUAUAAACGGCAGCUACGAACGCGUUUUGAUAAGUUGCGUCCGAGCGCAGACGUCACAGUCAAAGGAAAGCAAGAGGCGCAAAUAAGGAAUUGUAGCGGUUCUCGAAACCCUGCACUAAAUGUUGGCGAUACCGUUUUGGCAGAUGUGUACAAUGCCGGUAAUAAAAAACGUGUACCGGCAGAAAUUGUAGAACGCUUAACGCCGUCGACAUUUAAGGUCAAAAUUGACGACAAAAUGCAUAAGCGUCACUGCGACCAACUGAUUGAUUGUAAAGCUGAUUUAGCCGUAAGACGUUCCGAGCGUUUGGCGUCAAAAAGCGCAGAAAACAAAUACUUAAAGCGGGAGGAGUUGUGA
This is a messenger RNA of Phymastichus coffea, 2490 nucleotides long. RefSeq lists its product as uncharacterized. Lineage: Eukaryota; Metazoa; Arthropoda; Insecta; Hymenoptera; Eulophidae. The record is from RefSeq and is a predicted model, not a curated record. The transcript has a single exon. Gene Ontology annotation, molecular function: nucleic acid binding. Gene Ontology annotation, biological process: DNA integration. Bases 1 to 2490 code for a protein of 829 amino acids.